This is a messenger RNA of Setaria italica (foxtail millet), 836 nucleotides long. RefSeq names its product signal recognition particle 19 kDa protein. The transcript has 3 exons. Bases 147 to 569 code for a protein of 140 amino acids. Gene Ontology annotation, cellular component: signal recognition particle, endoplasmic reticulum targeting. Lineage: Eukaryota; Viridiplantae; Streptophyta; Magnoliopsida; Poales; Poaceae. Gene Ontology annotation, molecular function: 7S RNA binding. The record is from RefSeq and is a predicted model, not a curated record. Gene Ontology annotation, biological process: SRP-dependent cotranslational protein targeting to membrane, signal sequence recognition; SRP-dependent cotranslational protein targeting to membrane.
UCUCCUUCGGUCCCUCCCAGCUCCCUCGGCUUCCUUACCCUCUGCUGCCGAAGGAUCUCUCGAAACAUUCAGGCCCGCAUCAACCUCGCUCCUCCUGCGGUUCUUGUGCCAGGAUCUGUGCCGUGGUGGCGUCGAACGGCGCGCAGAUGGACGGCGGCGGGGGCGACCUGCGGAGCACCAUCAAGAAGUGGAACGUCAUCUACCCGGUCUACCUCAACUCCAAGAAGACGGUCGCCGAGGGCCGCCGCAUCGCCGCCAGCAAGGCCUGCCCCGACCCCACCUGCAUCGAGAUCGCCGACUGCUGCUCGCACCUCAAGAUCCCCUACGCCAUCGAGCUGGAUAAGGCGUACCCUCGGGAUUUCUUCCAGGUGGGGAGGGUCAGGGUGCAGCUCAAGAAGGAUGACGGCUCCCCCGUCAAUCCUGCUAUUAAAACGAAGAAGCAGCUGAUGAUCCAAAUAGCAGAGCUAGUUCCCAAGCAUCAUGGAAGGACAAAGAAGCAGGAAUCAGCACCCAGUUCUUCAGCCAGCGGCAGUUCGAAGAACACAAAAGGCGGGAAAAAGAAAAAGUGAUGGCAGUAUCAUCCUGUUGUUUUUUCUAUUCAACCUCAUGUUAAGUUUCUGUGGAAGUUGUCUUUCUGAGGCCUGAAAAAUCAUUGCGACUUUUGGUGGGAUUUUGAUCCAUUUGAAAAUUACCAUACCCAUAUUUCUUGUAGUCUCCAGAUUCAGAUGGUACACCUAAAAAUGUGGCAGCCAUGACCAUGGGAUCCAAUUUACAGAUGCUGCUGUUUGAUAGAACUUUUACUAAUCCAGCUGAGAUGCUUCACUAAAUUUCAUGAA